AUGGCCUCCCCUAGCGUUCUCACCUUUGACGCUGAGGGUCGGGCAGUUAACUUUGAGGUCUGGGUAGAUGAUCUGCAGCUUUUCCUACAGUGCGAUAGGGCAGACGGACUCUCCCUGUUUGACCUCACUUCUGGUGCCUAUCCUGCCCCUGCUGCUAAUGCUGAUGCCAGUGUUCGCUCACAGUGGGCCACGCGCAAAGCUGCUGCUCGCCUUGCUGUGCGCCGCCACUUACCGACCACUGAGCGUGCACACUUUAACCAGUACAAGAGUGCUCAGACCUUGGACCACUUCCUCUCAGUUUGCCCCACCACUCUCACCGUUGACCUCCUCGAGAAGGCCCUCCUAGCGAUAGAGAAGAGCGUAGUCGCUAUAGGAGCCUCUCGUGGUGACCCUCGCACCCCCGUCUUUGAGGGGUGUUCUCCCUCCCCCCUCUUGCCCUCUAUUGCCUCUGCUGCUGCGGCCGACCUUGUUGGUUUCGAGUCAGUCGGCGCUGCGUCUGCCCCGAGCGGGAGACGCCGCACCGGCAAGGGCAAGGGGGGCAAGGGCGCUGGAGGGUUUGGAGGGGGCGGUGGAGGUGGUGGUGGAGGCAGUGGAGGGAGUGGGGGUGGUGGUGGGAGUGGUGCCAGGGGUGGCGGCGGCAGCGGCAGCAGUGGAGGCGGCAGAGGCAGUGGAGGUGGCGGAGGGAGCGGAGGCGGCGGAGGUGGCGGAGGAGGCGGAGGUGGAGGAGGCGGCGGAGGCGGCGGCGGCGGAGGCGGCGACGGCGGAGGCGGCGGCGGUGGUGGAGCGGGUCGCGACUCUGCGCAGAGGAGUGGCGCCGGUGGUGUUCAGCGCCAGUAG
Molecule: messenger RNA, 837 nt
Organism: Closterium sp. NIES-65
Lineage: Eukaryota; Viridiplantae; Streptophyta; Zygnematophyceae; Desmidiales; Closteriaceae
Source: the annotation of a GenBank genome assembly